AUGCUUCGACGCCAAAGCACACGCGGCAAGGGAAAGGAGAAAGUUAGCGACAAUGAACCGCCGGAAGACCCCCCGUAUGUCGCGUGGAUGAAAGAGCAGCAAAAGCAGGGGAAGCCGUCCCCAUCCAUCAAGCGUCUUGCAAAGCCCAUACGCGAUUUUGCUGGUGCCAGCACUAGCCGCGGUCCCCGGCAUGACGACACCGAGACAAGAGGCGACACGGACGUUAGCGACGACGAGCUCGAGGAGAUCAUGUCGGAAUCUGAGAGUGAUGCUGAUUCCGAUAAGCUAGCAAAGGAUUGGACGGAAGAGGAGGUUAAGAACGUGUUCAGUGUGAUGGCGGCGAACAAAUCCCCAAGGAAGGACGGGUUACCGAACGAGUUGUUCCAGGCCCACUGGGACCUACUAGGGAAGGGCUUCAUGGCCCUAGCAAAGGUCUUUGCAACAUCUGCAGUUCUCUCAACAGAGGUUAAAGAAGCGGUUAUGAUACUGCUUCACAAAAAAGGUGAUAAAGACCAGUUGAACAACUACCGUCCUAUCACGCUGCUCAACUUCACUUACAAGGUGCUGGCAAGGGUGGUUGCGGAUCGGAUGACGAAGGUGCUGUCCAAGGUUAUCUCACCGGAGCAGUACGGCUUCUUGUUGGGUAGGCGGUUAACUGAUGCACUUGGUCUGGUCGCUGACAUCAUCGAUACGGCUCGCAACAACAAUGAAGACUGGUUCCUUCUUUUGUUUGACUUCAGAAAAGCCUUUGACUCUGUCUCACGAGGAUACCUCUUCCGGACGCUGCGAUCGAUGGUGUUUCCGGAGCGGUUAGUAAGUUGGGUGGAAGGCCUGCACAAGGGAACACAGGCGAGACUCUUAGUCAACGGCUGGAUAGGAGUGGAAGUAGUGUCCGGAGUCAGACAAGGCUGCCCAUUGGCUUCGUACCUCUUCCUCUGUGCAGUUGAACCGCUGGCACAGCUGGUCAUCAAACGGAAGUUGGGAAUCAGCAAGGCAGGGGAGCGCUUGGCGUACAUCGGCCAUGCAGACGACAUCACUCUGAUCCUGGAAGGGAAGGGGCAGCUGAUCAGGGCAGAGCAGGUGCUAGAAAAGUUUGAAUGGACGUCGGGCAAAUCGGGAAAAAACAGUUGUCUUACCCUUGGGGAACAACCUCGGUCGGACGACAGGCCGGACGCACAGUUUUAG
Closterium sp. Yama58-4 is the source of this 1185-nucleotide messenger RNA. NCBI's taxonomy places the organism in Eukaryota, Viridiplantae, Streptophyta, Zygnematophyceae, Desmidiales, Closteriaceae. The record is from the annotation of a GenBank genome assembly.